GUCACAGCUCCGGGGGCGGAGCUAACGUAUUCCCCGGACCCUCCUUCCGAGACUCCGCUUCUGGUUUUUAUAGGAUUUGGUUAGCUUCCGCAAGUGCCGUAAACUAGCAGUUCGGGGAAACAAGAGACGGCAAACGCGUCCGCCACGCCGUUAGGGCGAACUGUUCCGAAGAAUCUUCGGAUUCUCGGAAAAACUAAAAACAACAACAACCACCCCACACAAUCUGACGCGUCACUAGCGUAAAUCAGUGAGAGGGUUCCCGCUCUUUCGUGUUACGUAGAUGACGCCGAGAAGAAAAGGAACCGUCCAAGAAAACUCUCGGGAGCCCCCUUGCGCAGGGCUAUAACACUGCAUUGCCUGUUUCUGAUGAAGAUCUAAGUUAUAAUUAAAUUCCUGAAGAACAGUUGAAGUUCCUAUUGACUGCAAUGGGGGUGUUCCAGCCUCUGAUCGUUGAGUUGCGGGAAUAUUUAAAUAUGAAUCGGUUAAAGCAGUGGAGCUUUAUGUGAGACAUGGAUAGAUGCAAACAUGUUGGGCGGCUACGACUUGCCCAGGACCAUUCUAUUCUGAACCCCCAGAAGUGGCACUGCAUGGACUGCAACACCACGGAAUCUGUUUGGGCCUGCCUGAAAUGCUCCCAUGUGGCUUGUGGAAGAUAUAUUGAGGACCAUGCGCUUAAACAUUUCGAAGAGACCGGGCAUCCUUUGGCUAUGGAAGUUAACGACCUGUACGUGUUUUGUUACCUUUGCGAAGACUAUGUGUUGAAUGAUAAUCCCGAGGGUGACCUGAAAUUGCUUAGAAGUUCUCUAUCUGCAAUUAAAAGCCAGAAGCAUGACCCGUCUGCUAAAAGUGGUAGGACGCUACGGUCAAUGGCUUUGGGGGAGGAUGUUUGCAGUCAUCAAAGGGCCCCUCAGGGAAAGCCUCAGAUGCUUACAGCUCUCUGGUACAGACGGCAGUCAUUGCUAGCAAAAGCACUACGGACCUGGUUUGAUAAGAGUUCUAGAGGCCAGCGAAAACUAGAACAAAAGAAACAAUUGGAAGAACUGGAGAGGAAGAAGGAAGUGGCCAGGCAGAGGCGUCAAGAAAUGAAGCGGAGAUUGCUGGAGGAAUUGGCAAACACGCCUCCAAGAAAAAGUGCCCGGCUUUUGUCGCACAUCCGCAGAGAGAAUCUCAUUCCUCGGAAAUUCAGAGAUAUGGAAGCAAGUUCCCCUACCUCAAGACGAGUGCAGAAUAGCAAAUUCAAACAAUUCUAUUCCAUCCGGCGUAAGCCUCAAAUGACUCCUGGCGUGACUGGACUAAAGAAUCUAGGAAACACAUGCUAUAUGAACUCAAUCCUUCAAGUUUUAAGUCACCUCCAAAAGUUUAGAGAAUGUUUCUUGACGCUGGAUCUUUGUGAAACUGAAGAACUCUUAGCUAAGACCGUGAAUGGAAAGUCUAGAAUGUCUGGAAAGCUGGUCAAUGGGCCUGCUCCAACCGAGUCAGGGAGGAAUGAUCAACUGGGCUCAUAUGGCAGGCAGAGCCUGCCAGCUGGCUUAAAUGGCGGGUCCUCAAUAAGCAAAAGUUUAGAACUUACACAGCCCAAGGAGCCAAGUUCAAAGCACAUCUCUCUCUGUCACGAACUGCACACGCUCUUCAGAGUCAUGUGGUCUGGGAAGUGGGCCUCGGUCUCUCCUUUUGCCAUGCUGCACUCUGUGUGGAGUUUGAUUCCAGCGUUUCGAGGUUAUGACCAGCAAGAUGCUCAGGAAUUUCUUUGUGAAUUGUUGGACAAAGUGCAGCAGGAGUUGGAAUCUGAAGGAACAAAACGCAGGAUCCUUAUCCCUUUUUCACAGAGGAAGCUCACCAAGCAGGUCCUGAAGGUGGUGAACACCAUCUUUCAUGGGCAGCUGCUCAGUCAGGUCACCUGUAUAACAUGUAACUAUAAAUCUAAUACUGUGGAACCUUUCUGGGAUCUUUCCCUGGAAUUUCCUGAACGGUAUCACUCCAUCAACAAAGGGAUUGUGCCUGUUAAUCAGACGGAGUGCAUGCUGACUGAAAUGUUGGCCAAAUUCACAGAAACAGAAGCUUUGGAAGGGAGGAUUUAUGCAUGUGACCAGUGCAACAGCAAACGGCGGAAAUCUUCUCCCAAACCUCUUAUUCUAAGUGAAGCUAAAAAGCAGUUAAUGAUCUACAGACUACCUCAGGUCCUCCGGCUGCACCUUAAACGAUUCAGGUGGUCUGGGCGUAAUCACCGUGAGAAGAUUGGGGUCCAUGUCCUCUUUGACCAGGUAUUAAACAUGGAACCUUACUGCUGCAGGGACACUCUCUCUUCUCUUGACAAAGAGACCUUUGUCUAUGACCUCUCGGCUGUGGUGAUGCAUCACGGGAAAGGGUUUGGCUCAGGACAUUACACGGCAUUUUGCUACAACACAGAGGGAGGGUUUUGGGUCCACUGCAAUGACUCCAAGCUGAAUGUAUGUAGUGUGGAGGAGGUAUGCAAAACCCAGGCCUACAUUCUUUUUUAUACUCAAAGAACCGUGCAGGGCAAAGCAAGUAUCUCAGAAACACAACUUCAAGCUCAGGUGCCGUCCAAACACAAUGAUAAAGAUAGAAGACUGACACUCCCCUGAAAGGAAGCAUCAACUGGCUUAUUUUUAUUUUAUUUUUUUAAAAGCCUUUUGGAGUUCACUCAUCUUGGCGGGAACAAAUACUGCUGCAGGAAUUAUUUGGAUCCACAGUCUGGAAAAGUGGGCCUCCUACUAUGUGCAACUGUUCUAUGAGAUUGUAGCAGAACAUCUAUUUUUUUUAAGGACAGAUGUAUUUGUAAAACCCUUCCUCCUCUAAACAAAACAAAGAGUAACAGCCUCCAAUGUCUAGGACUAUUUAUCUUCUUUCAAAGAGAAAUCAUUAUGGUAUGGAAAAGUAGGUGCAUUCAAAUUUCUGUGUACAACCAGGAUAUAAAGCCAUCAAAUUGACCAUAAAUAUAACAAUUCCUCCAGAAAAAGAAUGAAUCA
Molecule: messenger RNA, 2987 nt
Organism: Lacerta agilis (Sand lizard)
Lineage: Eukaryota; Metazoa; Chordata; Lepidosauria; Squamata; Lacertidae
Gene: USP49
Product: ubiquitin specific peptidase 49
Exons: 7
Coding region: 510-2603 (697 amino acids)
Biological process (GO): protein deubiquitination
Cellular component (GO): cytoplasm
Molecular function (GO): cysteine-type deubiquitinase activity; zinc ion binding
Source: RefSeq, a predicted model, not a curated record